AAGUCAUAAGGUGAAAAAAAUCUAUUUCAGAGAGAACUUCCUGAAAGCGCAAAGCAGUGACUGCAGCCGACCAAGUACCAACUCCCAUACCAAGCGUUCCAUUUGAAACAACUUUUAAAACAACAAAAGAGCUGAAAACAAAAGAAAUAUAGCAUCUCUUAAACAUACCGUUUCCAGGAAGAGAUAUUUUAACAGAAGCAACUCAAAGAUAUCUUUUUUACAGAACUGGGUGUACUGAAAAAUGUUCAUCUCCAAUACAGCCUUUUGAUGGACAGGAGUUUCUAAGUAUCAUGCUGCCUCCUGACAAGCUAUAAGAUGACCACCCUAAACAGUCAAGAUCAACCUGUGCCUGCUAACAAUUCACAUCCAGAAGAAUAUAAAAUUGCGGCCCUUGUCUUUUAUAGCUGUAUCUUUGUAAUUGGAUUAUUUGUUAAUGUCACUGCGUUAUGGGUUUUCAGUUGUACCACCAAGAAGAGAACCACUGUAACCAUCUAUAUGAUGAAUGUGGCAUUACUGGACUUAAUAUUUAUAAUGAGUUUGCCGUUUCGAAUGUUUUAUUAUGCAAAAGGUGAAUGGCCAUUUGGAGAAUACUUCUGCCAGAUUCUUGGAGCUCUCACAGUAUUUUACCCAAGUAUUGCUCUAUGGCUUCUUGCUUUUAUUAGUGCUGACAGAUACAUGGCCAUCGUACAGCCAAAGUAUGCCAAAGAACUUAAAAAGACAUGCAAAGCCGUGCUGGCAUGUGUGGGAGUCUGGAUAAUGACCUUGACAACCACCAUCCCUCUGCUACUACUCUAUGAAGACCCAGAUAAAGCCUCCUCCCCCGCCACCUGCCUAAAGAUUUCUGACAUCAUCCACCUGAAAGCUGUUAACACGCUGAACUUCACUCGACUGAUAUUUUUUUUCUUGGUUCCUUUGUUCAUUAUGAUCGGAUGCUACUUGGUCAUUAUUCACAGUCUCCUUCAUGGUAGGACAUCUAAACUGAAACCAAAAGUCAAGGAGAAGUCUGUAAGGAUCAUCAUCACACUCCUGGUGCAGGUGCUCAUCUGCUUUAUGCCUUUCCACAUCUGUUUUGUUUUCCUGAUGCUGGCCGGGGAAGAGAAUAGUUAUAACCCCUGGGGAGCCUUUACCACCUUCCUCAUGAACCUCAGCACAUGUCUGGAUGUGAUUCUCUACUACAUUGUUUCAAAACAAUUUCAGGCUCGAGUCAUUAGUGUCAUGCUAUACCGCAAUUACCUUCGGAGUGUGCGCAGAAAGAGUUUUCGAUCUGCUAGUUUACGGUCACUAAGCAACAUAAAUAGUGAAAUGUUAUGAAUAAUAGAAAGUUUUUUUUUUCCUUCGGAUCUCUUUAAAAUUCACUUUACUAACUACUCUAGGGAGAGUGGAUAUUCUGUAUGAUAUUAUCAAGUACCUUUUCUCCUGGAAAAAAAAAU
Molecule: messenger RNA, 1430 nt
Organism: Propithecus coquereli (Coquerel's sifaka)
Lineage: Eukaryota; Metazoa; Chordata; Mammalia; Primates; Indriidae
Gene: GPR18
Product: G protein-coupled receptor 18
Exons: 2
Coding region: 316-1311 (331 amino acids)
Biological process (GO): positive regulation of Rho protein signal transduction; phospholipase C-activating G protein-coupled receptor signaling pathway
Cellular component (GO): membrane
Molecular function (GO): G protein-coupled receptor activity
Source: RefSeq, a predicted model, not a curated record